Messenger RNA from Phalaenopsis equestris, 606 nucleotides. RefSeq names its product outer envelope membrane protein 7-like. The record is from RefSeq and is a predicted model, not a curated record. Bases 144 to 410 code for a protein of 88 amino acids. NCBI's taxonomy places the organism in Eukaryota, Viridiplantae, Streptophyta, Magnoliopsida, Asparagales, Orchidaceae. The transcript has a single exon. Gene Ontology annotation, cellular component: chloroplast outer membrane.
AUAAUAUUUUUUAGUGAGUUUGACAUCGAACGUCCCUUAUUUGUGAAUCAUAUCGCACUUGAGAUCGGAUCCUCCAGCCCUCCACAAUUGAAGCACACCUUUCUUCGCGAGCAGAGCCGGAUAGGCUAAUUAGAGAGCGCGCAAUGGGUGGCAGGGACAGAGACAGAGGUGCAUUGAAGUCAGUGCUCGUUGUUGCCGGUGGCCUUGCCCUCGCAUGGGUGACGAUGGAGACGGCCUUCAAGCCCUGGCUCGAUCGUCUACGGUCUGCCAUGGCCCGCUCCGAUCCCACUGCAGAUCCUGACGAUGUUGACACCGCCGACACUCCCACUAUUGGUGAUAAGACAGAGGAAGAUGUCGUCAAUGUUGAGGAGGAGGUGAAGACGGAUAAAGGAAUUCAAUCGUCUGAUUAGACUAACAUAAGGUUUCUCCCCUUUCUAGCCUUUGCUUUUUUUAAACUGUUUGUUAUCCUAUUUUAGGAGGUGUUGAAGCAAAUCCAAACAGAAACUUGAUAAAUCAUAUUUCAGUUCCGAUUAUAUUGAGAAUUUUCUGAAUCUAACAUUUACAGGAGUUUAUGGAUGUAAGAAACUUUCCCUAUUUAACGGUUGC